Molecule: messenger RNA, 663 nt
Organism: Mesoplodon densirostris (Blainville's beaked whale)
Lineage: Eukaryota; Metazoa; Chordata; Mammalia; Artiodactyla; Ziphiidae
Product: protein YAE1 homolog
Exons: 2
Coding region: 1-663 (220 amino acids)
Source: RefSeq, a predicted model, not a curated record
AUGACUGAAGCGGGAGGUCCUGGAGAGGAGGGGUACGUGUUUGAUGAGGUAGCUGUCGAGUCGGUCCUGGUGCAGCGGGAAUGGCAGAGCCACAUGCAGAGACGAGUCAAAGAAGGCUAUAGAGAUGGAAUAGAUGCUGGCAAAGCAGUUACUCUUCAACAAGGUUUCAAUCAAGGUUAUAAGGAAGGUGCAGAAGUCGUUAUAAACUAUGGACAACGCAGAGGAACAUUGAGUGCUUUGCUCUCCUGGUGUCACCUUCAUGAUAAUAGUUUGGCUUUGAUCAGUAAAAUAAAUAAUCUUCUGGAUGCAAUGGGCCAGUGUGAAGACUAUGUGCUCAUACAUCUGAAAUCAAUCACUCCACAGCCCCAUGUUGUAGAUUUAUUGGACUCCAUUCAGGAUAUGGACCUUUGUCAUAUAGCUCCAGCUGAGGAAAAGAUUGAUGAAGCUAAAGAUGAAAGAUUCUAUGAAAAUAAUGCUGAGUUUAACAAAAACUGUAGCAAGAAUCUUAGUGGGGUAGAUUGUUCGUCUUUAGAAUGUUGUAGAACAGAGGAGUGUGCACAUUCUGAAAACCCAAGCCUCACUUGGAUUUUAGAACAGACAGCCAGUUUGGUAAAACAGCUGGGAGUAUCAAUAGACAUAUUACAGCACCUCAAACGACUAUAA